AUGGCGAGAGAGAACAAUGUGACAGAAUUCAUUCUGCUCGGCCUGACACAGGACCCGGAUGUGCGGAGACUCCUCUUUGCUGUGUUCACAAUCAUCUACCUGCUCACCUUGGCAGGAAACCUACUCAUUGUCCUGACUGUCACCAGCAGCCCAUCCCUGGGAUCCCCCAUGUAUUUUUUUCUGUCAUUCCUGUCCAUCACAGAUGGAAUCUUCACAUCUACCAUCGCGCCCAAAAUGAUAAUUGACCUACUGGCUGAAAAGAAAACCAUCUCCUUCCGUGCAUGCAUGACUCAGCUCUUCACAGAGCACUUCUUUGGAGGUGUUGAGAUCCUUCUCCUCAUGGUGAUGGCUUAUGACCGCUAUGUGGCCAUCUGCAAACCCCUGCACUAUAUGAUCACAAUGAAUCGACACAUGUGUGGUCUCCUGGUGGCCCUGGCCUGGGCUGGAGGACUGCUUCAUGCUGUGAUUCAAAUGCUUUUUAUAGUCUGGUUGCCCUUCUGUGGUCCCAAUGUGAUUGACCAUUUUAUGUGUGAUCUUUUCCCUCUGCUAAAACUCGCUUGCAUGGACACACACAUCUUUGGACUCUUUGUUGCUGGCAACAGUGGACUGCUGUGUUUGCUCAUUUUCUCUUUUCUGAUCACCUCUUAUGGCCUCAUUCUUUGCUCCGUAAGAAGUCACAAGUCUGAAGGACAACAAAAGGCUCUUUCCACUUGUACAUCCCAUAUUACUGUAGUCACCUUAUUCUUUGUACCCUGUAUAUUUGUGUACUUUCGACCCACAAUCACCUUGCCCAUUGACAAAGCAGUGGCUGUGUUUUACGCUAUGGUUAUCCCCAUGUUAAACCCUCUAAUCUACACCCUCAGAAAUGCAGAGGUGAAAAACGCGAUGAGGAAGCUCUGGAGCCACAGAGUGAUUUUAAGUAAAAAUUCAAAUGAUUAG
Molecule: messenger RNA, 939 nt
Organism: Echinops telfairi (small Madagascar hedgehog)
Lineage: Eukaryota; Metazoa; Chordata; Mammalia; Afrosoricida; Tenrecidae
Product: olfactory receptor 4C5-like
Exons: 1
Coding region: 1-939 (312 amino acids)
Biological process (GO): G protein-coupled receptor signaling pathway
Cellular component (GO): membrane
Molecular function (GO): G protein-coupled receptor activity; olfactory receptor activity
Source: RefSeq, a predicted model, not a curated record